CAACAUCUCCGACCUUACCGAAGGUAGCGGCAAUGAAUGCUCCCGAAAAGCCUCGCUCACUUCAACACUCGCGUACGACAAGAGAUUUGGCUUCUUUGUGACCGGCAACUUGACUGCGACUCCGAGUUCACGGAGUAGGGUUCCGUGGAAAACCUCCGGAGCAUCUAUCAACGCCCCGCAUGUCACUAUAGCUUCGCUGGUUGUGGCAUGCCCUGCGGUCAUGCUUGCAGCACACGUCCCCAGCACUCAUCCUGGAUUCAUCUAUGACGCUCAUCAACUUCGCUGUUCGGGGAUGUCCUCCAUUCAUGCUCGCAGCAUACACUCCUAGCACUGUAUACACACCCUGGACUUGUCCAUGACGCUCUUCUCCUCGCUCCCGCCAGAGCUUGUCGCCCAGGUUUGCUCAAACGCAGACACAUCCGAUCUCCAGGCCCUCUCUGCAACAACGGCAUCCAUUCGCGCUUUCGCUAGACUAGCGCUGCUUGACCGCCAUGGUAUUUCGUUAUCGGACAUCAUGGAGGGAGACGUCCAACUCGCGGUGGACCAAUACGCGCUCCUCCCUGUCAUCGCACACAUUGCACCCAUCCGCCGCCUCACCCUCCGACCUGCCUCUGUGUAUGGCAGGAGGCACGGCUCUGAGCUCGCCGCUGUCUUGCAAUCCCUGGAGUCUCCGGUGCUCUGCGUAGACGUCUCGAAUGCUGUGGCAGCCCGCGUCUUCUACAGCGCGCGCGAUAUUGCGGACCUCGUCGUUGGAUGCGUUCCGUCAGGGCAGCAAUCGGGAAUCGUUGUCUUUGCGAUGCCCAUGGGGCUCUAUGUGUCUCGUCGCCGAGUCAGACCUUUGGCAUGGAGAUGGGAAUUAAGCCGAGACUGGGAACCCUGGGUCCCCGAAACGAUCAUCUCUGUGCUCCUAUUCGCGCUCUUUUGUUUGAUGGCGGGUGUCGUCCUGAACGUUUCUCUGCUGCUCGUCUGGAUGCACGACUGCGCUUGCGGUGUGAUGUGGGACGAUCGGGAACGGCUGGCGCAUGAUCUGCAGGUGCAGUCUCAGAAGGGAUGUCUUCGCAAGAGAAGCGGGUUUCUUUCUACAGCAGAUGAGGUCGACGGCCUUGUGCGAAUCCAACUCUUGCAGAGCUCUGACAAUGGGCUUAUCCCGGUGCUCAUUUUCGAAGAUGUAUUCUGCACAGUGCUCCUGCAUCAUCACCGUACCAUAACUCACCAGCAGCUCUCCGCUAUCCGAAACGCAGUUGUACACGUUUCGUCUUGAUUUUAUCAUCUGAUCCGGUCAUGUCAAUGUAUGCACUUGUAGAAGUUUCAUUGUCUAAGAAUUCGGCAAGACGGGUGCAGUCGCUGACAAAUGAGUCCAA
Molecule: messenger RNA, 1361 nt
Organism: Mycena citricolor
Lineage: Eukaryota; Fungi; Basidiomycota; Agaricomycetes; Agaricales; Mycenaceae
Source: the annotation of a GenBank genome assembly